AUGAUCAAACCGGGAUUUGUAGUGCCAUCUAAAAUAAGGGGAAGCACAAGAUUUUGGCCUUACUUUAAGGAUUGUAUUGGCGCGAUUGAUGGCACUCAUAUUCCAGCCCUGGUAAAAGGUCGUGAAGUUAGCAGCUACCGUAACUGCCAUGGAAUUCAAUCUCAAAAUGUAAUGGCAGCAUGCAACUUUGAUUUUGAGUUCAUAUAUGUGUUAAGCGGAUGGGAAGGGUUGGCGCAUGAUUCAAAGUUGUUAAAUGAUGCUUUAUCAAGGAGAAAUGGACUUGAGGUUCCUCAAGAAGAUGAUGAAGAACUUGAUAUGGAAGACGAGAAUCUUGAACUAUUGUCUCACAGUCAACUACAACAAAGAGCAGAGGCUAAUGCUUGGAGAUUUAAUAUUGCUAAAGCUAUGUGGGAAAAUAGACCACAGAAUGGUAUAAUGAAAGUCAAGAAGAUAACAAUGAUAUUGAAGGCAAUGAGAAUGAAAAUAAUGAGGACAAUGAGAAUGAGAGGGAUCAUGAAGACUAUAAUGACAAUGAGGUCGGAAUAG
Argentina anserina (silverweed cinquefoil) is the source of this 546-nucleotide messenger RNA. RefSeq lists its product as uncharacterized. Bases 1 to 546 code for a protein of 181 amino acids. The record is from RefSeq and is a predicted model, not a curated record. The transcript has 3 exons. NCBI's taxonomy places the organism in Eukaryota, Viridiplantae, Streptophyta, Magnoliopsida, Rosales, Rosaceae.